Molecule: messenger RNA, 481 nt
Organism: Ilyonectria robusta
Lineage: Eukaryota; Fungi; Ascomycota; Sordariomycetes; Hypocreales; Nectriaceae
Exons: 3
Coding region: 1-459 (152 amino acids)
Source: RefSeq, a predicted model, not a curated record
AUGAAGUUCUCGUACAUUCUCGCCAUCUUUACGGCCACCGCCGUCAACGCCCAGCAAAAACUAUCCCAGGCUGAGGCGCAGUCACGUCUACAAGCUGCUGGCAUUUCCUCCGUCUCUACCGGUGGCUGCACAAACCGCAACACUGCCACUUGCACUUCGUAUGACCAGGUUAACGCUGCGACUGUUGCUGGUGCUAUUACUCUGAAGAAUGCGUGUGGCUGCACCGUCACCAUCUCCGGCGGCACUGAGACUGGUCACGCGAGCGGCACCUACUCUCACUGGAACGGCUACAAGUUCGAUUUCCGCAAGAAUUCCGGCCUGAAUUCCUAUGUCACGAACACCUUUACAAAAAUCGCGGAUCGUGGCGAUGGCUAUCCCCAGUGGAAGGCGGCUUCUGGCAACAUUUACUGCGAUGAGGGCAAUCACUGGGAUGUUACUUUCUUUACUGAUGGAAACUAAAUGAUAAUGUUUGGCUGGGUGG